Molecule: messenger RNA, 2394 nt
Organism: Actinia tenebrosa (Australian red waratah sea anemone)
Lineage: Eukaryota; Metazoa; Cnidaria; Anthozoa; Actiniaria; Actiniidae
Product: eukaryotic translation initiation factor 3 subunit J
Cellular component (GO): eukaryotic translation initiation factor 3 complex; cytoplasm
Molecular function (GO): translation initiation factor activity
Source: RefSeq, a predicted model, not a curated record
GAGCUUAAAAACCAUACCUUUGAAUGUAUAAACCCAGCUUGUUUUUUACAGUUUCAUAAAAAGUAACUAAACUUCUCCAAUAUUGAAAGAAAUGAUGGAAAAUUUUUUAAAAAUUUCUUUGUAAAAGUUUUCAAUUUUGGCGCCAAAAGCACCAUAGGGGGUCCACACUGAAGCAUCCUGGGAUAACACGAACUGCGCAUGUCAAGUACAAAUCAUACCAACAUGGCGGACUGGGAGGAUGAAGAUUUCGAACCCACGGGUUUGGACGACAAAAAAAUAACAGAUAAGUGGGAAGGCGAAGAUGAAGAUGACAAUGAUGUAAAGGAAAACUGGGACGAUGAUGAGGACGAGGAAGGGAAGAAAAAGGAAGAAACGAACGAAAGCAAAACAGAACUACCGAUUAAAAAGAAAAAACGGCCUUUAAAAGAGGUUUUAAAAGAAAAAGAAGAAAAGAAAAAGGAAGAAGCCAGAUUGAAAGCUCAAUUGCUGAAAGAUAUGGAGGAAGCUAAACCUAUGACACCAGAGGAACAAAUUGCUGAAAAAUUACGGCAACAGAAAUUACAAGAGGAGUCAGAUUUGUUAUUAGCAGUGGAUACAUUUGGAACGACUAAGGAUGAAAUAUCAACAACAAAUAAUUUAGAUUCAAUGAACCCAAAGACACUAGAAGAAUUUACAGAAUAUAGUAAAAUGCUAGUAGACAAGUUGUCUAAGAUGGAGUCUAGUGCUUUAUAUGUUCAGUUUCUGGAUGAUAUGCUUAGAGAUCUAUGUGCAAGUUUGGACGCAGAUGAUAUUAAAAAAUUAGCUACUACCUUGAAUUUGCUGCAUUCUGAAAAAGUAAAAGCACAAAAGGGCAAGACGAAAGGAAAAGGAAAAGCCAAGAAAGUAAAUCUAGUUGGAGCAACCAAAGGCGGAAAAAAAGAUGAUAUGGAUUAUGGCCUUGAUCUUGGAAAUGAAUUUGACGAUUUUAUUUAGAUUUAAAGAAAUUGUGCAGAUUUCUCAAAAAUUUUCAAUGAACUUAACUGAUAAUGGAACAUAUCUAGACCACGCAAUCAUCCAUAUAGAGUUUUGGGAUAUUUAGCCUCCUUUGGGGUUCCUGUGUAGUUAAUGAAAUUUGAAAAUGAAUGAAGUGUUGUUCCUAGUCUCUCUCAUCUUGUGGUACACAGGAACCCCAAAUACUGAUUAUAUGUAUUCUUUAGAGAUUCUACUAUAGACCCCUUGCAUUGAUAUCCUAGAAAGAUUGUUCUGGGGGACAAGAAUAGGCUGUCUUUUCUUAUGCAAAAUCCAUUGUUUUGUCCCCCAGAACAAUUCCUCUUUGGACUCAGUGCAAAGGGUCUAUAGUUAAAUAUGUGCAUAUAAUAACUUAUUUAAAAAUCAAAGUACAGGCUUGAUAUUUUUAGAGGUGUUUGUGCUGUACACUAUAUUCAUAAACAAUGGACCUUACUCAUGCAGUAGUCAUGUUGACCAAAACAAUAAAUUUCCCUCUGAAUAGCCUCGAUUUAAAGCAUUUCAUGAGGAGAUUACAAUGUAUGCAGAUUUAAACCAAACAUUUUUAUUCUCCUGGAAAUAACCAUGGCAACAUGUGAUAAAAAGUCCAUUCAAAACAGAAAUUAACUGGCUCAUGAAUCAAAACAAGGUAUAUACAUCUUCCUUUAAUUUUAAUCUGCUACUCUUACAGCUAAUAUUUCUACAGACCAUCGUAAUAAUAUUUUAACACUAGGAAGCCAAUAAUCUGUUAGAUUAGAUUUUAUAGAACUGUGUAUGGCACUGGCAUAGGACUUUUCUGAAUAGACCUUUUUCAAGUUCCAAAUUACCGCUGUGUUUCUUGAUUACAGACUGAUUUACUCAGGUUUAGCCUUGAUAUUGUGAAGAAUAUUCAUGUGUUCCAGUCAAGGUCCGUCCAGUUUCAAAGUCUUUGUAUUGUUGCAGUAAGUUGUGCUUUUUUUUUACUUUUCCGUUGGUAUUUGCGAGUAAUUAAACACUGAUUCGAGGCUAAGCCUGAGUAAAUGAGUCUGUAAUCAAGAAACACAGCGGAAAUUUGGAACUAGAAAAGGGUCUUGAUUCAACAGUGUGCAUUUUGGUCUAGGUUUGGGUACAAAUAUCACAUACCCAUGAUGAAUCAAGAUGUUUGUACCCAAGCUACACCAGAAUGCUCCAUGGUUACUAUCUCAAUAAGGCCUGUGCUUUAGAAUUUAUUGCAUCUUUUGGACCAGUAGUAUUGCAUGAGGCCACUGCUUAUCCAAUCAAAAUACUUAGACACUAUGCUGUUUAAUUGUAUGGCACUUGUGUCUGUCUGUCUGUCCAUCACAGUUAUGUUUAAUCUACUUUAAGCCAGCUAUUAGCUGUAAUAUCAACUUCUGGCCUAAUAAAACAGAGAUGCUAAAAUAUAGAACAAAA